CAUGCAAAUUGGGUAGCGUCCAUGAAAAGUACAAGGCUCGGUUAGACAUUGACGAGCUGGAUGAACUACGAGCAGUACUCGAGCCUACUAUGUGCGGACGCGUUGGGAGCAUGAUAGAAUGCUUCUUUUGAAAGGAAAUGUUGGCAACUCCAUACCCACGCGCAGUCGCGAAGCUUGACAGAAAAUUAUAAAUAUAUGCGAAUUUUGAGGAAACACGCAAGUGGCGGGUCAAGACCACUGGAUUCCUAUCAGCAGCAGAACGUAGACAAUUACAGUUCCUCUCCACGUUGGGUCUUACAAAAGCAAGAACAAGAGCUAUUCUGCUAUACGCAUCGUAUAGAAUAUGCUUAUAGAGCCAUUGCUACUGAGGAAUUCCAUCCGUUAUCCAUUGGCUUUGUCGCACUUCCAAAGCGCAUACAUAAUUUCAAAAGCCAGCUCGAAGACAUCCUCUACGGUAGACGACCAAGCUUUUACAAAGACCUCACCAUCCAAUCAGUCAAAAAGAACGGUUUUCAUAAUGCGCGGAAUAUUGGCUUCAUGUUGGGUCGCGUCUCAGAGUUACGGCCUGGAUACUACGGAUCUCGUGGAAGUGUUGUCAUUACAGAAACACUUGCUGACAUGUUUAUGGAAAAACUUGACCAAGACCACAACAUCGAAACAUUGCGCCUUACAUAUAUGUCUUAUAUUCAAAUGAUUUUUUGCACCCGAGACAGCCAUUUACUUAUAGCUGAAGAUCUGGAAGAAGGUAAAAGGAGCAAAAAUUUAAGUGAAUGGGAUCUAAUGCAGAUAGAAGGUGUUGAAGAUCUCACGUCUUAUGCACGACUUCGCAUGCGGAAAAGUGCAUAUUUUGGCCCCAUUGUAUUUCCAGAAACGUAUAAAUAGUAUUUGACAGUUUUCACUACCUUUUUCCCGAUAUUUUCUUGUUGUAACAACCCAUUU
Messenger RNA from Zychaea mexicana, 939 nucleotides. RefSeq lists its product as uncharacterized. The transcript has 3 exons. Lineage: Eukaryota; Fungi; Mucoromycota; Mucoromycetes; Mucorales; Lichtheimiaceae. The coding region runs from base 196 to 882 and encodes 228 amino acids. The record is from RefSeq and is a predicted model, not a curated record.